AUGAUGACGAAGAGGCCUUUUUGGGACCUGGUCGCCCGAAAACGCCGCGAAUGCCAGGAGAAGAUUCCCUCCGAAUGGACAUUGAGUAGAGAUCUUCUGGCCGUGCCCCCGCAUCUGCUAGAAUAUGACCUCCCGCGCCGUAGCGGUAUAUUAUCUGAAGAUGAGUUGGAUCUCACCGAGAAUUUCUCGGCCACGCAGCUCCUAGCCAAGCUAGCCUCGGGCCAGGUCAGUUCGCUUGAGGUCACCACGGCAUUCUGUAAACGUGCAACUAUUGCACAGGUGGCUCUAGACCGAGCGCGCUUUCUUGAUGCCUACUUAGCGCGCGAAGGGAAACCCAUCGGUCCGCUGCACGGUCUACCUAUUAGCAUAAAAGACAGUUUCUGUGUUGAAGGCGUGCAGUCCACCGUCGGAUAUGUAUCCUUUCUACGCCGUCCACCAGAAACCAAAAAUUCCGCCCUCGUGGAACUGCUUCUGCACCUCGGGACGGUGCUCUAUGUCAAGACUAAUCUUCCCCAGACCGCAAUGACAGCGGAUUCUGAGAAUAACAUCUUUGGACGCACCCUCAACCCGCAUAACACAUCCUUAACUGCCGGCGGGUCCAGCGGCGGCGAGGGUGCACUGGUUGCAUUCCGGGGAUCUAUCCUUGGGGUAGGCACCGAUGUUGCAGGCUCUAUCCGUAUCCCCUCGCUAUGCUGUGGCACUUACGGUUUCAAGCCCACGGCCAACCGCGUCCCAUAUGGCGGACAAGUUCAAGUGUCCAUGAAGGGACUGCCAGGACUCACUGCAGCUGCCGGCCCAUUAGCGCACAGCAUUGAGGACCUACAGCUUUUUAUGAAGGUAACAGUGGGGGAUGGUCAAGCAUGGGAGUACGACGAGACGGCUGUUGGGGUCCCAUGGUCAUUUGAUGCCCAGAUAGCCAACAAGAGGAAUGGGAGCUUAAACAUCGGUGUGUUGUCUGAGGACAAGCAUUUUCCGCUCCAUCCACCCGUCAAGCGGGCGUUGGAACGUGCGAUCGCGGCCUUAACUCGAGAUGGCCAUCGCAUCAUCCGCAUAAACAACCAGGACAAAGAUGAGUUGUCCGUGGCAUAUGCCUCUCGCCUUGCAUACCAGUAUUUUACUUACGGCCCCCGAGCAAGCAUGGAUCUUAUUAAGACCAGCGGCGAGCCGCUUGUGAAAUCAGUGGCCAGGUUUGAUAACCCUCUGUUCUCAGGUCCUUUACCCGUGGACCAAGAAAUGGAACCAUUCCAGAAAAUUGGGCAAUUGCAUAUCGCUCGACAGCGCGUUAGCGAUGCCUGGCGUCAAGUGUGGGUGGAGCAGAAGCUGGAUGCUAUUCUAGCCCCAGGUGCUCAGAACACGGCCGUGGGCCAUGACACCUAUGGCUGGCCCCCUUAUACUGUAAUAUGGAAUUUAUUGGAUUAUCCGGCCUGUAUAAUUCCGUUCGGUAAAGUGUCAAAGGAGCAAGACCCAGAGAUUAUGAUUACAGGAGAUGACGUGCAGCCGGACUAUCACCCAGACGAGGUGGACGGUGCCCCAUGUGCUAUCCAGGUCAUUACGCCACGAUUCCAGGAUGAGAAGUGUCUCUGGGCAGCGGAUAUUAUUGAUCGAUCAAUUCACGCAUAG
Aspergillus ibericus CBS 121593 is the source of this 1620-nucleotide messenger RNA. Its product is annotated as amidase. The record is from RefSeq and is a predicted model, not a curated record. Bases 1 to 1620 code for a protein of 539 amino acids. Lineage: Eukaryota; Fungi; Ascomycota; Eurotiomycetes; Eurotiales; Aspergillaceae. The transcript has 6 exons.